AUGCAAUCUUUUGUACUAAAAUGUAACUACUUUAAAAAAAAACUGAUUAAUCAGGGUAAAGUAUAAUUAUUAUUGCAAAUAUCAAGAAAUGUAACUGUUAAAGGAGAUGAGGUAUAUCAAUAUAUUGAACGAAGUAAAACUCCAACAAUGCAUUUCCAACCAUCUUUACCACGUUUACCUAUUCCAAAAUUGAAGGAUACUUGUAGAAGGUAUCUAAAUGCGCAAAAACCAUUGUUAUCUAAACAACAGUUAGAAAAGACAAUGGUUUAUGUUAAUGACUUUUUGACCACGGAUGGUAUCAGAUUACAUAAGGAACUAAUUGAAAAAGAUGCUAAAAAUCGUGAUACUAGUUAUAUUAGUGAACCUUGGUUUGAUAUGUAUUUACGAGAUCGUAAACCUUUACCUAUCAACUACAAUCCCUUCUUAGUACUUGAGCCUUCUUUAAAUUCAGAAUAUGAUAUACAAUUAGUAAAAGCAACAAAUCUUACUGUAUCAUCACUAAGGUUUAUGAAGUCAUUAAAAGAUAAUGUCUUACGGCCAGAAAUAUUUUAUUUAAAACCUGAAACAGCUCAUAAUGAUGUAUUUCAUGCUGUUACAAGAUUUCUACCACCUCAAUUUAGUUGGUAUGGAGCUUAUUUAUUUAAGGCUUUUCCAUUAGAUAUGUCACAAUAUCAUAACUUAUUUAAUACAACAAGGUUGCCAAAACCAGAAAAAGAUGAAAUUUAUGAAAAUACAACUGGAAGUCACAUUAUUGUUAUGAGAAAGGGACAUUUUUAUUCUUUUGAAGCAAUGGAUAAAAAUGGUUAUAUUUGUAAACCAAAUGCAAUAGCCAGUUGUUUAAAAUCUAUUUUAGAAGAUACUAUAUCAACUAAUGAAUGUCCCAUUGGAAUACUUACAACAUUAAACCGUGAUUUAUGGGCUAAUACAAGAACACAUUUGUCACAAAUUGGUAACCAAGAAAUUUUACACAAAAUAGAUUCUGCUCUAUUUAUGGUAAUAUUAGAUGAUGUGCAUGUUGGGACUGACUACAAUAAGUUAAUUGCAACAUAUCUUCAUGCUGAUGGAACAAACAGAUGGUUUGACAAAUCAUUUUCUCUAAUUAUUACACAUGAUGGAUAUGCUGGGAUAAAUUUUGAACAUUCCUGGGGAGAUGGAGUAGCUGUAUUAAGAUUCCUUAAGGACAUAAAAUAUGAUAUAACAAAACAGCCAACAUUUUGCGCUGAUGAUAUCAAACAUCUUAAGAAAGGGGCAUUAGAAGUCAAGAAAUUAAAUUUUAUUAUAGAUAAUAAAAUACAAAAUAUUGUGAAUAAGCAGAAAGAGGAAUUUAAAAUAUGGAUUAAUGACCUAAGUGUUGGUCAUAUAAUAUUUAAUAAAUUUGGUAAAAAUGAAUGUAAAAGAUUUGGUGUAAGCCCUGAUGCAAUUAUGCAGUUAGCUUUUCAGUUAGCUUUAUUUUAUCAAAUAAACUGUGUUGUGCCAACAUAUGAAUCUUGUAGUACAGCUGCAUUUAAACAUGGUCGAACUGAAACUCUUAGAUCAUGCACAAUGGAAACAAAAAAAACAUGUGAAGCUAUGGCUCAGAAAAAUAGCAAUUUAUCUAAAUCUGAAAUAAAAAAUUUAAUAAUUAAUUGCAGUAAAAUUCAUAAUAUACUAUCUAAAGAAGCUGUUAUGGGACAAGGGUUUGAUAGACAUUUGUUUGCACUAAAAAAAGUUUGGGAACAUUCAAAUAUUAUGAAACCAGCCAUUUUUGAGGAUUCAGCAUAUGAUAAUAUAAAUAAUAAUAUUUUAUCUACAUCAACUCUUUCAGAUCCAGCUAUAUUUGCUGGAGGUUUUGGACCAGUAAUAAAAAAUGGAUAUGGAAUCGGAUAUAUGAUACAAGAUGAAAGAUUGGGAGCUGUUGUGACAAGUUAUAAAAGUAAUUGCAAUACAGACGAAUAUAUAAAGUGUUUGGAAGAGGCAUUUAAAAAUAUUCACUGUGUAAUGAAUUAUGGAAAAUGACACUAUUAUAUAUAUGCAAUCAUUAUCCAGUUUCUAUUAUAUCAAGGAUAACAAGAAUUUCUAAUACUGUUGAUUAUACUUAUAAUUCUUACACCUAUAUAUGAUACUAAUCCAGAAAUUAUGUUAUUGUUAAAUGAAUAAAGACCUGCUUUUUUA
This is a messenger RNA of Eufriesea mexicana, 2151 nucleotides long. It is a transcript of the gene CPT2, whose product is annotated as Carnitine palmitoyltransferase 2. The transcript is spliced from 7 exons. NCBI's taxonomy places the organism in Eukaryota, Metazoa, Arthropoda, Insecta, Hymenoptera, Apidae. Gene Ontology annotation, molecular function: carnitine O-palmitoyltransferase activity. Gene Ontology annotation, cellular component: mitochondrion. Gene Ontology annotation, biological process: fatty acid beta-oxidation. The record is from RefSeq and is a predicted model, not a curated record.